UCAGGGCCAGGCUUCAGGAAAAGUGUCUUAGGUCCCAGGAGCAUCUUCUGAGUCUCAUUCUACCAUGAAGCUUACCACCACCUUUCUAGUGUUCUGUGUGGCUCUGCUCAGUGACUCUGCUUCUUCUCUUCACCUACCAGCCUGAGGGCUUAUUCAAGGGCCAGCCCUGGAUUGACACCAUCUGUUCUCAACCUGGUUAAUGUCCCCUCAGUCAGCAAGGCACAGUGUUGCUUUCUUCGUGAAUUCAUUGGCCAAACCUGCGGUAGAACCCGUGGCUGCCCUUGCUCCAGCUGCAGAGGCUGUGGCAGGGGCUGUGCCUAGCCUACCAUUAAGCCAUUUGACCAUCCUGAAGUUCAUCCUGGCCAGCCUGGGCAUCCCAUUGGAUCCUCUCAUAGAGGGUUCCCAGAAGUGUGUCACCGAGCUGGGCCCUGAGGCUGUAGGAGCUGUGAAGUCACUGCUGGGGGCCCUGACAAUGUUCGGUUGAGGUGACCCUGGAAAAAUUUUGCCUGACAAGAUGUUACUCUUCAACAGGAGCUGGAAACCCUGCUUCUCACACCUGUCCUCUCUACCUUAAUAAACACAGCCAGAGCAGC
This is a messenger RNA of Grammomys surdaster, 593 nucleotides long. RefSeq names its product secretoglobin family 3A member 1 (gene Scgb3a1). Gene Ontology annotation, biological process: positive regulation of myoblast fusion. The record is from RefSeq and is a predicted model, not a curated record. The coding region runs from base 200 to 484 and encodes 94 amino acids. NCBI's taxonomy places the organism in Eukaryota, Metazoa, Chordata, Mammalia, Rodentia, Muridae. The transcript has 4 exons.